GGACUUGUGUAUGAGUCUCCUGCCAUUAUUGGUUCAUUUUUGUAAUUCUAUAUGUGCUUGUUUACAUGUCAAAUUGAUGCAUGUUUGGAUUAUAUGUAUGCUUCUUAUCAUAUUCUUCACUCAAUUCCCUGUAGGUAAUUUCAUUAUUUUCAAAAAGAUCUAACUACCUUAGGUAAGUUUUCUCAAAGUGGAAAUGUGGAAUAGAGGUUAUAGGUUAGAAAAGUUUUGAAUUGCUUGGUGGAAUGAUUUUCAAACAGGAUUUUGUUAAAGGUAGGGCUGUAAGAAGCCAUGCUUCUCUCAACAAGUUGAACUCAAUAUAAUAGUAACCCCAGUUUGUAUUUGGUUUCUCAUAGUUUAGUGAGUUGACUUAAAACAUUUUAGUGCUUGGCCUGAGAAUUAGCCAUUGCAUGCUUGUUUAACAAUAUAUCAUUAAUUUUGUUUUCUGAUAAUUUUUUUCGCUUGUUGAAUUUGUGUUAAGUUAAUAUGCUAUUAGUUUUCUAGUGUAAAAUUUGCCAAAGCUGACUUCAUGAUGAGGUUUUCACCAUUGUUUUCAAAUUUCAUGCUGUGCUCUAGCUAAUAUUUGAGUCCAAGAAGAGGUUGAGUGCAAUAUAAAAGCCAGGGACAAUCAAAUUUAAUGUAUUCAAGGAUUGGAGCAUCCUUGAUGGGCUAGAUUCUGUCGCACAAGAAACUCUCACCUGGACCUCCACCUUCUUUUUUUGAUGUUAUAAGCUAAAUAAGCUAAUUAUAAUUGUUUGUACACUUAAAAAAGAGCCAAGACUAGUUCAUUUUGAGGUUUUACGAUUCUUUUAAACCAACUUCGAGAGAAGAAAUGAGCUUGAGUUGGAGACUGAGCUCAAGUUUUUAAGUUCGUCAAGCUUGAGCAUGGUAUUAGGUGAGUAUCUGAUUGAUUCACUCUAGAUAAAACUUAAAAGUUAAAAGGUUCCCUUGGGUAAUUCUUGAAUGGGUGCUGAAAAAGGACCUUAACCAAAUGUAUUGGUGCAGAUAAGCAUGAGGAUGAGAGUUCUAUUAAAACAAUAUUAAAUGC
Molecule: messenger RNA, 1045 nt
Organism: Rubroshorea leprosula
Lineage: Eukaryota; Viridiplantae; Streptophyta; Magnoliopsida; Malvales; Dipterocarpaceae
Source: the annotation of a GenBank genome assembly